Phascolarctos cinereus (koala) is the source of this 2223-nucleotide messenger RNA. RefSeq names its product methyltransferase 21C, AARS1 lysine (gene METTL21C). Lineage: Eukaryota; Metazoa; Chordata; Mammalia; Diprotodontia; Phascolarctidae. The record is from RefSeq and is a predicted model, not a curated record.
CAGAGGGGAUUGGAGGAUGCACAGGCAACUUCAAGCCCGUUCUGGUGCAGAAGCUUCUUGCCUAAGCAUUUCCCCUCUAGCCUGGUCAGAUUAUGGAUAUGUGUUCAAGUUCUGCUAAGCAUCCUGUGUUGCUUGAAAAAACAAAAACAGAAGACAAUGAGGACAAAUCUCAAGUCAAGUUCCAAGAAAAUGAAUUUAUUCCCAAAUUACAGGAGAAUACUGUUCAUUCCCAAGUUAUAGGAGAAUGCUCUGACACUAGAAAAGAUCUCAGUGAUGCAGGAUCCUCUUCUCUUCCUACUCUCCAGAAAUUUCUUCCUACAAAUUAUAACAGUUAUACUAAGGAACAUUAUUCAUAUGCAGGCAAGAAUAUUAUUAUUCAAGAAUCAAUAGAGAGCUAUGGAGCUGUAGUGUGGCCAGGUGCUGUAGCUUUGUGUCAAUAUUUGGAACAACACAGUACAGAGCUCAAGCUUCAAGGUGCUACAGUAAUUGAAAUUGGGGCUGGACCAGGCCUUGUGUCAAUUGUGGCUAGUCUAUUAGGAGCACAUGUAACAGCUACAGAUCUUCCUGAUGUGCUAGGAAACCUCCAAUACAACAUUUUUGAAAAUACACACAAUUGUACAGUGCAUCAACCUGAAGUGAGAGAACUGGUGUGGGGGGAAGAUCUGGAACUGAAUUUCCCUAAGUCAGCUUACUAUUACGAUUUCAUUUUAGCUACUGAUGUAGUGUACCACCAUUACUUUCUGGAUAAACUGCUGACCACAAUGAUACAUUUGUGUCAGCCAGGGACAGUGUUGCUCUGGGCAAACAAAUUCAGAUUCAGCACAGAUUAUGAAUUUUUGGAAAAAUUCAAGCAAAUUUUCAACACAACACUACUUGCUGAAUUUCCUGAGUCAACAGUCAAGAUUUUUAAAGCAACACUAAAAUGGGACUAAAAUAAAAUAGGAAAAAAAAUGCAUCAUGUUAGUAUGCCUUUUGAAGCAAACACUGAUGCAUCAUAUUCGAGGCAAAACACAUAGAAGUACGUGAAAAAUUAAGUAAAAAGAAUUUAAGGAUGUAUAUCUUCAAAAUGCUUAUUAGACAUACUUAACUUCAGAAAUUGUUAUAGCAAAUUUUACGUCUAUAUAUGCAUAGAUACACAUAUAUACACACCAAAUUUUAUACUAAAGAAAUCCUAAGUAUUACAUAUUUUGAAACAGUAAUGUACACUUUAUAAUUCAUAUUCCAAGUACAAAUUCACCUUACUGAAUUUACCCUCACCCCCAAAUUACCUAAUCACAUCUAGCUCAUGUUUUUAAAACUACUGAUGAAAUAAUAUAGGGCAAAGGUAUUACACACACCAAGUUGCAAAUAUGUCCAGAAUAUGGUCAUCGUUUUUGAAACCUCAAAUUCAACAUGCUUUAAAAUAUGCAACUUUACACUAGAUUUGUGGUAUAAUGGACACAUGUUUUACAUGAUGCAUUUACUCAAUAAUCUUCUUUAGCUAAUAGCUACUACUAUUUUGAAGCCAUUUCUCUACACAAAAAUACCACUUACACAUUUAGCUGAAUAAAAUAAACAAACUGUAUAGUAUCACUUACAUUGUAGGGUGAGGUUGCAAGCAGCUUAAAACCCAAACUUUCCAGGUUUGAGAUUGCUUAGUGCAUUACUUUCAGAAUCUUUAUUAGGUAGGAUUUGAAACUAUUGCAUUCUUGACUAAUUGUUACUAUCCUUUAGUACUGACAUUUAAUAUUUUUAUAAUAUAUACCAAUGGAAAACCACUUUGGGGUUUAUAAAAACUGACCCUACAGUCCACUGUUGAGGAAGAUAAUUAUUCCAUAAUUUAUAUCAUAUUUGGCUGACUCUCAAGUAUUUAGUUCAAUCUGAAAUAAAUUAUUCCAGAUUACUUAAGUCACUUCAAACAUCAGGCACCUACUGUGUGCAAAGCAUUGUGUUUGUUUCUGGGGAGGCAAACAGGAACAUCUCUGAUCCCAAUCUUCAUGGAGCUUAUUCAAGCCAAUUGGACCCCUUGCUUCCAUGGCACGGCCUAUGGUCCAAUGUAGUUCCUAGAGUAUCACCAUUCUACACUGAUGUGCACUCAGCACACUUCAACUCCAUGUUUGAUGAUAAUGGUAAUAUUGCAUUUACUCAAAAUUGUGCUUUAUGGUAAUUUUGGCAGUUCAAAAAAAAUAAAUUCUAUUUUCCCCACUCCCAAAUUUGAAAAAUAAAAUUAUUUCAUAACCUUUA